GCUCACCAAAACUCUAGCCGGUCCUUCGUGAAUUCAUCAACUUGUUGGAACUCCCGUACAACAACAUAACACAACUCAAGGCAUCGUCACAACAACACGUGAAAAUCGAACAGGUAAACACCUAAUCAACAAAAAAAGUCAACAUUGUCGUGAAAGGAAAAGGAACUAUGGAGUACUUCAACUUUUCUCUAUCUUCCGGGUUGAGAAACGAUGCCUAUACAGGAGCCAAUAUUACUACACCCGAGGGAUUCAUUUGGACGGCGCCAGUUCUACAGCGUGUUAUCACUAUCGCUAUCAUCAUGUUCAUAACACUUGUAGGCAACGGAACUAUUAUUGCGGUACUGACGCAAAAACGCCGCUUCAGCCGCGUCAACAUCUUCAUCCUAAACCUUGCGAUUGGCGACCUCUGCGUCUGCGUCGUAACCAUGACUACGGAGAUCUUGUUCGUGGCUUUUGACCAAUGGGUGUUGGGAGCUGUGCUCUGUAAGCUGAUAGUGUACGGUCAGAUCGUGACCUUGGCGAGCGCGACCUUCAUCUUGACCGCCAUGAGUAUUGACCGCUACAUGGCCAUCACCAACCCUCUCCAGAUGUCCACCAAACAUCGGACACUCGCUCACAGGAUGGUCGCAGUCGCCUGGGUAGCUGCUUUCAUGCUAGCCAUCCCGCAACUCUUGAUAUUCGUGCAAAGAGAAGUCCAGAGGGAAAAUGGCCAUACGGCCUACGCGUGCCAGAGUAAGGGGUACACUGCGGAGUGGCAACGGAAGGUGUACGUCACCUGGCUGGCGUUUUACGUCAUGGUGGCCCCUGGCGUCAUUAUUACGUACUGCUACAUCCGGAUUGUGCUGACCCUCGGACGAGAGGGGUCGGGCAAGGCAGACAUCCAGUCGGCUCUACGGCGCUCAGAUAAUGAGAAGAUCAUGAAGGCCAAAGUCAAGACCAUACGGAUGACCCUGUGUAUUGUGAUCGGCUUCUUGACCACGUGGACGCCGUACUUCGUCGUGACUUUGUACGAUGUGUACGCCGGACAGGGUCUUCCCGAGGUCGCCUACGUCGUCGCCGAGACCAUGGCCCUCUUCAACUCCGCACUAAACCCCAUCAUCUACGGCUUCUUCAGUCUUAACUUCAGCGAGAUCUUCUACAAAAUCUGCUGCGCGUGCUGGCAUCGUCCGGAAGACUCUUACCGGAACCGGAAAGGUUUCAUUCAAACGUUCCGGACUGAGGUUCCGGAUCACGGAACGUACAAGAUGAAGAGCGUUCGAAGAAGACCGACGAUUCCAAACGCAAACGGGGAGGUCGCAGGUGAACAUAUCUUUGAGUAAAGCUACCCGUUGUAACUUUGGAGGCACGAGGGCACAGUACAUCAACGAAAAUAUGUUUUGUCGGCAAUGUAAAAAUAGGCAACUUGGGGUGUCAUGAUCAUGAUCUUAUCCGUGAACAUUCCAGGUCAGAACAGCUUACCCCAUAUAGUAGUCCGCUAUCUCAAGUGUACAAAAAGGUAUAGUUUCAACAAUUUCUAUACGGUGGAAGAUUUCGCACUUUCAAAAAAUGCCGCCAUUUUGGUUUCUGGUCAAUGACGGAAAUUAAGUGACUCACCACUUCAAAUAAUGGGCUUAAACAGGCUUACAAAUGGACCAUAAAUCUAAGUGGUUUCUUUUACCAAAUCUAAAAGUCUAUACCUAGUACUGUUUCAUCUGUACAUAAUUUCUCUCUUUUUCUACGAGAAGGGAACCAACAAGUCUUAGAUAGAACAUUGUUGUUGUUGUUUUUAGGCUAAAAUGGACCCCAGGCGCAGGCGUGUAUUACUGAUCUCCGCCCUAGAAGUGGUUAGCUGUGCCAUGAAGAGGAACCAUGAGCAAAAGGGAAAUAAAUACUAGUACGUGACUGACAAUGUGUGGACUCACUAGCUGUGACUGUUGUAAAAUUAGGCUCGCCCCUGAGGCGUCGCCAAAAAGGAUGUCACCCUGAUAUGCUUUCAU
This is a messenger RNA of Branchiostoma floridae (Florida lancelet), 1976 nucleotides long. Its product is annotated as vasopressin V2 receptor-like. Gene Ontology annotation, cellular component: membrane. NCBI's taxonomy places the organism in Eukaryota, Metazoa, Chordata, Leptocardii, Amphioxiformes, Branchiostomatidae. Gene Ontology annotation, molecular function: G protein-coupled receptor activity; peptide binding. The record is from RefSeq and is a predicted model, not a curated record. Gene Ontology annotation, biological process: G protein-coupled receptor signaling pathway. The transcript has 2 exons. The coding region runs from base 168 to 1319 and encodes 383 amino acids.